Molecule: messenger RNA, 1153 nt
Organism: Sander lucioperca (pikeperch)
Lineage: Eukaryota; Metazoa; Chordata; Actinopteri; Perciformes; Percidae
Gene: ccndbp1
Product: cyclin D-type binding-protein 1
Exons: 12
Coding region: 93-1118 (341 amino acids)
Biological process (GO): regulation of cell cycle
Cellular component (GO): nucleus
Source: RefSeq, a predicted model, not a curated record
CCUCCUUAAUAAUUGUCCCCGGCUCAACAUCCUGCUCUCUGUUGUUCAACAACACGCAUGCAUCAAGCUGUUAAAAUACAGACGUCGGUGACAUGAGUGCUGAUAACUGUGGUGGGGAUGUGUCUGUGCCUUUACGAAAUCUACUGAACUCCAUCCAGUGCAUCAGAGACCGAGUCAGAGAUGGAGAGUCCAAUGAGUCAGACGGAGCGUUCAACCUCUCCAACUUUUGGGACACUUUGAACCAGGCGGUGAAGGCAGUGUCCCAGGAAGCCACUAAACUCAGCCUGGCCUUCUCCCAACCCCCGCUGCCAUCUCAGCAGGAUGGAGAGACGUUAGCAGAGUCCACCCUGAAGAGUGUCCUCUCUCUGUCCACUGUGUAUUACUGGCUACCUAAGAGCCAAGGCGUCAGUCUGCGGCGACAGGUCAGAGACGCCACGGUCGAGGUUCUGGAGGGAGUCCUACAGCUGGCGGAGGUCAUACUGAGCUCCCCGCUACAGAGUCUGUCCCAGGAUCAGUUGACAUCAACAGGAAGUGUGUGGUCAACCUGCGACCACUUUGCCCAGUUGCCACAAGAUAAUAAGGCUGCAGUGUUGAUAGUUCUGUCCAAUCAGGUCGGAGUUGUAAAAGACGCCAUAGAGGAAAUUGAACAGGCGUUAUCGGAGGCCCAGGACCCGUUCGUUGACGUCCUCGAUGAUGACCAGGAGCCUCGAGGCAACCAGGACACCUAUUGGUCGGAGAAUGACCGCCGCAUUAUUGGUCCAUGCCAGGGGCUGAUGAAAGCAUCGGCGGCGUGCCUCAGGAAGCUGACGUCGGCCGUCAAAGCCAACGGUGACGUCACCACGUCUCAGCACCUGGCUCAGCUCGACGACCUGGCUGACAUCACCAAGGAAAUCAGUCCUGGUGUUGAUGAUCUCGCUCUCUGCCUCUACCCGCCCAUGGACUACAGCGGAGUGGAGAGUAACGUUUCUAAAUUGGCAGCUCUGUUAAAGAAAGUUCUGGAGAUCGUCAGGUUCAGUCACGUGUGUGGGGAAUCACAGCUGACCUGGGUUCAGUUCUUAGAUGGAGCCGUCGAUCACAACCUGCAAAAAGCCAAAGACCUUAUUCAGCAGGACAGCUAGUGUGUGUGUGUGUGUGUGUGUGUGUGUGUAUAUAU